This is a messenger RNA of Mangifera indica (mango), 1548 nucleotides long. Its product is annotated as F-box/FBD/LRR-repeat protein At1g13570-like. Gene Ontology annotation, molecular function: protein binding. The record is from RefSeq and is a predicted model, not a curated record. Lineage: Eukaryota; Viridiplantae; Streptophyta; Magnoliopsida; Sapindales; Anacardiaceae. Bases 168 to 1433 code for a protein of 421 amino acids. The transcript is spliced from 4 exons.
GUCUCCCUCAACCAGAAUGCAACCCAAACUUUAGGCGUGUUCAUAUUUUGGCUGACAAGAAAUUUCGCGUCAUCGCAAAGAGCCGUCGAGCUACGGACUGGACAUCCAUGAACGAAUGAUUGGAUCUCUACUUUGGUGAAGAACAUAUAGACGCAGAACAACUCUGAAUGGGUGACAUUGGGCAGAUGGAUUUCAUAAGUGAUUUGCCUCAAAGCAUUAUAGAAAACAUCCUCACUCGACUGCCUAUAAGAGAUGCUGUGAGAACUAGCAUUUUAUCUAGUAGAUGGAGGUAUAGAUGGGCUACAAUCAGUCAUCUUGUAUUUGAUGAAAACUGUGUUGCUUUGUCUAAUGAGCGAUCGCUAGUUAAAAAUAGCCUGGUAAAAUUUAUUACUCGGGCUCUCUUCCUUCACCACGGACCAAUUCAUAAGUUCCAGCUUAGUACAACACAGUUGCAAUGCUGCCCUGAUAUAGAUCAGUGGAUACUUUUCCUUUCAAGGAAUGACAUUAGAGAAUUGGUUCUGGAAUUAGGGGAGGGGGAAUGGUUUAGAGUACCUUCAUGUCUUUUUUAUUGUAGAAAGUUAACUCGUUUGGAACUUUUCCGUUGUGAAUUUGAUCCUCCUCUGGCUUUUAAAGGAUUUUCGUGUUUGAAGAGCCUUAAUUUUCAUCGAGUUUUGUUUGCUCCUGAGGCUAUUGAAAGUCUUAUUUCCAGUUGCCCACUCCUAGAGAAUCUGUCAUUGUCAUACUUCGACAGUUUAGACCUUAAUAUAUGUGCUCCAAAUCUCAAGUACUUAUGUUUGGAAGGUGAGGUCAAAGACAUCUGUCUUGAAAAUACCCCACUUUUAGUUUCCAUGUCAGUUGCGGUGUACAUGACUGAUGACAUCGCUGAACACUUUGAGCAAAGUUCGAGUUGCAAUUUUAUCAAGUUUCUUGGUGGGGUGCCUCUACUUGAGAAGCUUGUUGGACAUAUCUACUUCACAAAGUAUUUGAGUGUAGGUAAUGACCCAGGGAGACUUCCCAUUACAUAUAGCCGUCUACAUACAAUUGAAUUAUAUGAAGUGAAUUUUGAAGAUUUGAAAGAGAUUAUGGUCGUUAUUCGAUUGAUUACAAACUCGCCUAACUUGAAGGAACUUCAAAUUUCAGGUCCCUCAAAUUCGGUAACUGCUAUAGAAGCCUAUGACUCAGACUUUUGGGAGAUGAAAUGCCCCUCUGAUUGCUCAUUUAAGCAACUCAAACUUGUGAAGAUGACUGAUAUAUCAGGUGUGCCGCAUGAGAUGGAACUAAUCAAAUUUUUGCUUAAGAAUUCUCCAGUGCUUGAGAUAAUGAGCAUCAACCCUUGUGCAGUUGUUGCUGACAGGAAACUGACCAUGUUAAUUGAGUUGUUGAGAUUUCAAAGGGCUUCUGCUCAAGCAGAAAUUGUGUUUGUUGAGGAAUAAGCAUUGUGCCUCUUUAAAGUUGUUCUCAUCUGUCCUUUUAAUAUUUGUGGGAUGUAUAACAUUCUUGUGAAUGGAUACAUUUUCAUCAUAUAUGAAAAUGACGAAUUGUCAAUGA